Messenger RNA from Cygnus olor (mute swan), 2867 nucleotides. RefSeq names its product solute carrier family 39 member 11 (gene SLC39A11). Gene Ontology annotation, molecular function: zinc ion transmembrane transporter activity. Gene Ontology annotation, cellular component: membrane. The transcript is spliced from 11 exons. The record is from RefSeq and is a predicted model, not a curated record. NCBI's taxonomy places the organism in Eukaryota, Metazoa, Chordata, Aves, Anseriformes, Anatidae. The coding region runs from base 81 to 1235 and encodes 384 amino acids. Gene Ontology annotation, biological process: zinc ion transmembrane transport.
GCGGCGGCGGCGCCACGUGUGGCGGCACCAGGAAGUGGCGGCGGGGCCGGGCCCAGGCUGCCGGUCCCGGCGCGCUCAGCAUGCUCCCGGGGCAGGGCCCGGUGCUGCAGUCGGUGCUGGGAACCCUCCUCACCUGGGGCCUGACGGCGGCCGGCUCGGCGCUCGUCUUCGUCUUCUCCAGCGGGCAGAGGCGGAUCCUAGAUGGGAGCCUGGGCUUUGCUGCGGGGGUCAUGCUGGCCGCUUCCUACUGGUCCCUCCUGGCCCCGGCUAUCGAGAUGGCUGAGGAGUCCGGCACCUUUGGAGCCUUUGCUUUCCUCCCCGUGGCCGUGGGCUUUGUUCUGGGAGCAGCUUUUGUGUACGGGGCCGACCUGCUCAUCCCGGUGCUGGGUUUCAGCGGACCCCCCCACGCGGCAUUUGCCUUGAGCUACGACCCACGAGCGGCGAAAGAGAAAUACGAGCACGACCCUGCCUCUCGCCUGGACUACGAGAGCGAGUUGUCCAUCCGGAUAGGUAGAGCUGGGCACCAUCCAGGUUUCCACCACGUGUGCGGCUGGUGCCGUGUCACCUCUGUCGCUCGGGGCUUCGCCAGGACACGGCUCCGGUGGCAGCAAGGUCACCGCGAGGAGUUCUGCCACAUCGCUGCUUCUUGUCCCGACAAAGGUGAAAACGGGGAGCCGUACCAGAGGAGGAAGGGCGCAGGGACCAGCCUGCCCGAUGGCCCCCCGCCGUUCCCCGUGCCCAAGGACAGCGCCCCGACGGGCGGCAGCAGCAGCAGCUGGAGGCGGAUUCUGCUGAUGAUCCUCGCUAUAACCAUCCACAACAUCCCAGAGGGUCUGGCCGUGGGAGUUGGAUUCGGGGCUGUUGGAAAAUCAGCGUCUGCCACCUUCCAAAGCGCCAGGAACCUGGCGAUUGGGAUCGGCAUCCAGAACUUCCCGGAAGGCCUUGCUGUCAGCCUGCCUUUACGCGGCGCGGGAUUUUCGACCUGGAAGGCGUUCUGGUACGGGCAGCUGAGCGGCAUGGUGGAGCCCUUGGCUGGCGUCUUCGGUGCCUUCGCCGUGGUGGUGGCAGAGCCUCUCCUCCCCUACGCCCUGGGCUUUGCGGCCGGAGCAAUGGUCUACGUGGUCAUGGACGAUAUCAUCCCCGAGGCACAGACCAGCGGCAACGGGAAGCUGGCUUCCUGGACCUCCGUGCUCGGCUUCGUGGUGAUGAUGUCCCUGGACGUCGGCCUCGGGUAGGGCAGCUCGCUGCUCCCCGCGGGAAGGCUUCUCACCAGCGGCCGUGGUGGCAUUUGGGACUGGACGCGCGUUAUCCUCUAGACUUUUUUUUUGUACAUGAUUAUUAUUUUUAUUUUUUUUUGGAUCUGGUUUGGUGUUAAUUCCCUAUGAUUUGGUCUAUCUGCUCCCCCCAACAUCACGUCGAUGGUUUUCAAAGCACAAACGCGGGUGGUUCGGUGCGGGUCCUGCUUUCCUUUCGCCACCAGAUUUUCUGUUUCCCCUAGAGGGCUGUGAGAUGCAUUGGCCGGGCUGCAGGUCCCGCUUUGCUUUUCCUUCAGUUCUGGGGUGGUUUCUCUGAGUCAGGUUGGUUUUGAUCAUCCUCGUUCUGUAGAAGGUCAGGAAUUCACUGUUGCAUGCUUAAGCUGCUCUGCAGUUACGUCCCAAGGCAUCUGAAUGAAGUAAACUCAAUUUCCACCCCUGGUUCUGGAAGGCAGGUGGAAAUUUUAGGGCUAGGAUAACACGUGCAGCACCCUGUGGGACAGCAGGUCUGAUAUAUCCCGCUGGUCCUGGGCAGUGUUUUAGGGCUUUAGUUGUUUUGACGGAUGCAAAUAGUCUAAGCAAAUAAAAAUGAAUUUUCUUGGUAUCUCUGCAAGAGGAAAAUACUGUUUUUUUCCUGAACUUAUUUCCUAAGCAGGGCUUUGUUCCAGUGCAUUGUGGCUUGUCCGAUACCCAGAGGGUUUUCUGGGAAGAAAAAAAAAAAAAAAAAAAAAAAGGAAAAAAGGAGAGAAGAAUGUUUGUGUUUUCUAGCAUGCACUCUGUGAGGAGGCAAGGUGUGGUUCCCCGUUGUCGGUGGUGUGCUCCGUGGUUGUUGUGCAGCAGGACGCAUUGCCGCGCGGGCCCACGGCUGUGGGGCAUUACUGACAACUGCUCUUUUCUGGCUGCUGUUUCAAAUCGUUGAUAGCUCCCCAGUGAUCUCCUGCAGGAGUUGGGGCAGGCUGCUCCCAGAGGUGGCCCUGGGGGCUCUUCAGCCCCCUCUGCCCAGCUCGGUGCUGAGUUAACCUCACCGAGGACCCGAGAGUGCCAGAAACUCUCGUCCUCCCGAGCAGCAUCGGGAUGCGAUAGCUCAUCAGCGGGAGUUAAUUACCCAGCCUGAAGAGCCAGAAACACGCGCUGAAUGUGUCUGCCUCUUCGUCGUCUUCCUUUGGAGCAUCUCCUGUCCCCUCCCCGUGCCAUGCCACGGAUGAACCCGUUUCACGCUCACGUGGAGGGCGAAAUGCAGGAGUGGGGCGGUGUAAAGCACGCCUCGCCCUCCACCAAGGCUGCUUCAUUUUUCAGGAAGAAGGGGUUAAUGAGAUUCUUCAGCAGGAUAACUGGAUCGCUUGGCUGCUGCUUGCGUCUCAGCCCCUCGGCGGCCGCACCUGUGGGCACAGGGGGUGCCAGCCAGCGCGGGUCCUGCUGGAAAGGCUGCACGAGGGCAGCCGGGGGAAGAGGCUCGAGUAAACUCGGUUAGAGCCAUGCAUUUUUGUUCAGUUCCUUGUUUCGGUUGGAUUUCAUUUGUACUUCAUUUGUAUGUCACUCUGGAUGAUACAAAACUACUGUUUGCCAAUGGAUUUGACCUUUUAACUGUGAUUGGUUUCAAUAAAUGGGAAAUUC